AUGGCUGUUCAAUUUGAUAAGGAGAUUCAGGAACAAGUGAAAAGAAGUGGACAAGACAAAAAUGAUGAUCCAAUCAAAAUCAACCCCCAAACAACUGGUGUCUUCAAUGCUACAGAUUGCCUGAUUGAUAAUGUGAACGAUUUGUCUUUCUCCGGUACUGAUAAUGGAUUAGUAACCUUGUCGACAAGCGUGCUUUUCACUUCUCAACGCUUCCAAUUCUAUAUUCAACUGUACAAUCGUUAUCACGUCUUGCAAGAACCUGGCGUUGAUAUAAAAGAAGAAGAAACAGUUUUCUUGGACAUAUCACAGUCAAAAACUAUCAAUGCGAAUGAAAUUGAUAUAAAUUGUAUGCACAGGAAGAAUAGAAAGCAUCUAGAGUAG
Messenger RNA from Rhizopus microsporus ATCC 52813, 381 nucleotides. RefSeq lists its product as uncharacterized. The record is from RefSeq and is a predicted model, not a curated record. NCBI's taxonomy places the organism in Eukaryota, Fungi, Mucoromycota, Mucoromycetes, Mucorales, Rhizopodaceae. The transcript has a single exon. The coding region runs from base 1 to 381 and encodes 126 amino acids.